CGAGAUUACCAGCUCGAGAUGCUCGAGGCGAGUCUCAAGGAGAACAUCAUCGUGGCGGUAUGGAUCCCUUCAUAGACUCUAUCUGAACCCUCUCUCUGUUGACCUCUGCUGACCGUUCGUUCUAGAUGGAGACGGGGAGUGGAAAGACGCAUGUGUACGUCAGUUUCAGCCCGUGGAAACAUCAUCAUCAUCAUCACCACCACCAUCAAUAUUAAGACUCAAGAUUCAUCAUUUUUAUAAUUUGUGUGAUGGUCUAUGUCAUGGCCAAAGCGGUCCCUCGAAAAUACUGAUCGGAACAGGGCUGUGUUGCGCAUUCUCGCCGAGUUGGAGAGAUCGCUUCCAGACAGGAUGAUCUGGUUCCUCGCCCCCACCGUCGCCCUUUGUAACCAGCAACAUGAUGUUCUCGCCGCCCAUCUCCCCGUCAAGAUCCGCCUGCUCACCGGCGCCGACAACGUCGACCGCUGGACAGAGCAGGCCGUCUGGGACGCGGUGCUGGACGGCGUGAGGGUCGUUGUCUCGACCUUUGCUGUCCUCACAGAUGCCAUGGGCCAUGGCUUCGUGAAGACAGGGCAGCUUGCGUUGCUGAUCUUUGACGAGGCACACCAUUGCACGAAGCGUAGUCCUGCCAACAAGAUAAUGCAGGAUUUUUACCAUCCAGCCCGUCUGAAAUACGGGUCGGAUGCUGUCCCACGCAUUCUGGGUCUCAGUGCCAGUCCUGUCUUGCGCUCGAACCCGGCGGACUUGCGUAUCAUCGAGUCAAACCUUCAUGCGGUAUGUAGGACCCCGCGCAUGCACCGUGCCGAGUUGGCCAGGUAUACGCAUCGUCCACGUCUGCAUCGAGUUUGGUUCAAGCGGACGGAAGACUCCGAUCUGACACAGGCCAACGAGACGCUCAGAGCCCUGCUGCACGCGUGGGAAACGCUGGAGGAGGGAUACGAUCCCUCCGUCAAGCAGAUGAAAGGGUUCGACGAGCUGAAACGCUUCGUCGACCGCAGCCGACACGUCUUUGACGAGCUCGGCGACUGGGCGGCCGAGUAUUUCAUUCAGUCUUCCAUCGCACAGUUCCGCGCCCGGUUUCGUGAUGCCUGUAUGUCACAAGACGGCAGUCCAGACGAUGAGGCAACCUCCAUCGCUACCUUUCUCUCCAGGAUCCCUUCUUCUUCUUCUUCUUCUUCUUCUUCUUCUCCUUCUAUUCUCGACCUCAGUGUGGAGCAGGAUUUGCUCCCCGUCUGCUCCAAGAUGGAGUCGCUGAUCGCCUUCCUCAACCAUUCCUAUACACCCGACUUCUCCGGCCUUAUCUUCGUCACCCGCCGGGCCACCGUGGCUGUCAUGGCCACGAUUCUGGCUCUGGACCCCCGGACGCGUGACCGGUUCCGCUGCGCCCCCUGCGUCGGAUGGGCCAGUACUGGUAGUACCGGUGGCAAAAAGGAUUCCCUGCUAGACGAGCUGCUGGAUAUCCAGACCCAGCGCGAUACUCUGGCCGAUUUCCGCGCGGGGCGUAAGAAUCUGCUCGUGGCGACCAGCGUGCUCGAGGAAGGAAUCGACGUCAGCGCCUGUAGCCUGGUCAUCUGCUACGACAAACCGGCCAACCUCAAGUCCUUUGUCCAGCGACGCGGCCGUGCCCGCCAGCAGCGCUCGACGUUCGUCCUCAUGACGGAGAUCGACGACCCUUCCCCGGAGCUGCGCCGCUUCACGGACCUCGAGCGCAUCAUGAUCCAGACCUACCAGGAUGACCAGCGCCGGCUAGAGGAGGCCCGCGGCAUCGAGGCGCUGGAUGAAGCAAUGCCUGAUACCCUCCGGCUUCGAGUCGAGUCGACGGGGGCCCUCUUGACUGCCGACACGGCCAUCGCUCACCUACAUCACUUCUGCGCCGUCUUGCCGCACGAGCCCUACGCCGACACUCGGCCAGUCUUCUCCUUCACCGCCGCCAUGGGCAUGGCUGAUGAUGAGACCGCUCUAUUGAAUGGCACCGUCAUCCUGCCAAACUGCGUCGACCCGGCCAUCCGGAGGGCGACGGGCUCCGGUUGGUGGCGGACAGAGCGUGCUGCCAUGAAAGACGCCGCUUUCCAGGCAUACAAAGCGCUCUACAUUGCGGGCUUGGUUAACGAACAUCUCCUACCCUUGACAAAGAAACGGGAGCUUCGCAGUAGUGGUGGCGGUGGUGGGGGUGACGACGACGAUACUACCGACCAUGAUUCACACGAGGAGAGUCUGCCCUCCACGCUGGAGGUUUCCGGCCAGCUAGAUCCCUGGGUUGGACUUGCGCACGCCUGGUCCGCACCGGACAUCCAUCGCAGCCUGGUAACGAUCCGGAAGAAGCCGGUCAUCGAUGGGCCUGCAACGGAAGACAUGUCCUUGAUACUUACCACCCCACUGGCAAUGCCGAGCGUGGAACCCUUAACGCUCUACUGGGAUGCCGAGAGCACCUUCGAGGUGAGCAUCGAGACAGACGCCCAGCAAGAGCCACCAGUAGCAGCUCCAGCGGUGGGUGGCAGCAUGCUCUCCGCCGACGAGGUGACAACUCUCCGCGAGAUCACGGCCGUCUACAUCCACGCGCCGCACUCGAACCCGCCGUACACGGAAAAUGACUUUGUCGCGCUUUUUCACCCGCAGAUGCCGACCGACCAGUUGCCCGCCUGGCUGCACUCGGUCCAGGGGAGGCGUCCUGCCGUGGAGGCGUAUCGUCUAUCGUUGCACCCGCAGAGUAUGGGUCUUGUACGCGACAAGGUGCGCUACGACGCGCCGCAUGUCUUCAAACAGUGGCACGUAGACAUGGACGAUGCAUCCCUUGAGGUGGAAUGCUAUAAGCUGUCUCCACGGCGGAACCUCUUGCACCCGCUGCCUCCUUUUUCGCCUCUCCCCCCUUCUUCUCCCAGAUCGUCGUCUUCGCCUCCUCCGUCUUCCUCGUCUUCGUCUUCUCCAGAUGUGGAAGAUACAUGCACCGUCGAUCGACUCCCCGCCGACCAGGCGCUGAUCGGCCUGUUCAUCCCCGCCGUGCUCGACCAGCUGGAGGCCGCCCUGCUGGCAACUCGGUUACGCAGGACGGUCCUUCGCGACAUCCCCUUUGCGACGAACCGCCACAUCCUCACCGCCAUCACCGCGCCCUCCGCACAGACGCGCACGCACUACCAGCGCUACGAGUUCUUCGGCGACUCGGUCCUCAAGUUCGCGGUCUCGUCCCAUCUGUUCGUCCGCCAGCCGACCUGGCACGAGGGGUACCUGUCCGAAGGACGGGACGCAAUCGUCAAGAACAACAGGCUGACGCGCGUUGCUCUACGGACGGGCCUCGACGCCUUCAUCAUCACCAAGGCGUUUACCCCGAGAAAGUGGCGGGCGCCACUCAUCAGCCGAUGCAUUAACCCUCCCGACAAUGACGCGGUGGCGGUGCCUCCUAGUAAACGCUCCAUGUCGGCCAAAGUCCUCGCCGACGUCGUCGAGGCCCUCAUCGGGGCGGCCUACUUCGAAGGCGGCCACGACAUGGCCCGCCUCUGCAUCCACACCUUUCUCCCCGAGGUACCGACCACGCGCGCCGAUUUCAGCCGGCAUCGAAACAAGAAGGGCUCCAAUACGACGAUGACGCCCAUGCCGAGGAACCACCUGCUCACCCCCGAGCUGAAGGAGCACAUCGGGUACACCUUUCGCGACGAGUCUCUCCUCCUCGAAGCCCUGACGCAUCCCUCGUGCGAAUACGACGAGACCACUCAGUCGUACCAACGGCUCGAGUUCCUAGGCGACGCCGUGCUGGACAUGGUCGUCGCGGGUGUGUUGGCUCGACAUGGGGGUGCCUAUUCCCCACACGAGAUGACGACCAUCAAACAUGCUCUCGUCAAUGCGAAUUUGCUCGCUUUCUUCUGCAUGGAGUUUGCUCGCGGCCCUACCCCUGCAAAUGCAGCUUCCACGACUACUACCGAGACAAUAUCUCUCUGGCGCUUCAUGCGCAGCCAGGGCACAGAUCUAAGAGUCUCCCGCGACGCCUGUCUCCUCCGCCACGCCGAGCUACGGGCCUCCAUCCUGGCCGCCCUGCACUCCGGAAACAUGUACCCAUGGGAACCCCUUGCGCGCCUCAACGCCGACAAGUUCUUCUCCGACCUGAUCGAGAGCAUGAUCGGGGCCAUCUUCGUGGAUUCGGAGGGUGACCUGGCAGUGUGUGAAGCGUUUAUCGCCCGGCUAGGCCUCCUCGAUUAUCUGGCUAGGAUUUUAAAUGCGGCAGAUCCCGUGGGCGUCAUACACCCGCGCGCUAUCGUCCAGAAGCUCGCCAAGAGUCAAUCGGUGCAGUAUCUUGUCCAGCGGGUGGAGAGGAAGGCCGGAACCGUCGUCGCAGCCACGUAUACAUGUCGUGUCUUGCUUGGGGGGGAACAGGUUGUCUUCGUGGACGGGUGUGGGAGUAGUGAAGAGGCGGAAGUCAGGGCUGCUAACCUCGCCAUGGCUUCUUUCUAA
This is a messenger RNA of Penicilliopsis zonata CBS 506.65, 4437 nucleotides long. RefSeq lists its product as hypothetical. Lineage: Eukaryota; Fungi; Ascomycota; Eurotiomycetes; Eurotiales; Aspergillaceae. Gene Ontology annotation, cellular component: RISC complex; nucleus; cytoplasm. The record is from RefSeq and is a predicted model, not a curated record. The transcript is spliced from 5 exons. Bases 256 to 4437 code for a protein of 1393 amino acids. Gene Ontology annotation, molecular function: RNA binding; ATP binding; ribonuclease III activity. Gene Ontology annotation, biological process: siRNA processing.